Mytilinidion resinicola is the source of this 1080-nucleotide messenger RNA. RefSeq lists its product as uncharacterized. Lineage: Eukaryota; Fungi; Ascomycota; Dothideomycetes; Mytilinidiales; Mytilinidiaceae. The record is from RefSeq and is a predicted model, not a curated record. Bases 1 to 1080 code for a protein of 359 amino acids. The transcript has a single exon.
AUGUCGACCCUCCUCGCUCUCCCGGCCGAGCUCCGCAACCAAAUCUAUCGCUACGUCUUCACCUCGCGCGACCACCUCACCCAGUCCAUCAAGGACCCUCGCGCCACCUUCCCAACGCACGUCCUCUCCCUCCUCCUCACCUGCCACCAAGUCCACCAAGAAGCCGCCCUCCUCGCCUUCAGCACGACCUCCUUCCUCACGGCGUCCCACCGCGCGCGCGCGCUCCUCUCCGCCCUCAAAGCCUCCGCCGUCCCGCCACAUCUUGUCCGCAGCAUCACCAGCCUCACCAUCGCCGCCCACCUUAUCCCCUCCCUCGUCUACCCGCGCGCUCUCAGCCUGUUCCUCGAGAAUAUUGCCCAAGUCGCCGCCGCCCUCCCCGCGCUCGACGAGAUCGCCGUGCUGUUCGAGCGGUGCGGCGCCGGCGCCGGCAGCAGUACCGAUCUCCGCUCCAUUCUCCAGAACAAACUGCCUCACAUCCUCUCGCUCCUGCGCGACCUGAUGCCGAGCGCGCGGUUCGAGCUCCGGGGCCAGUGGACGGGGGAGCCGGCGCCGGCGCGCGAGCGGCGGGAGCGCGAGCGCGGCGUCUACCUGCUUACUUUCAAGAAGGAUGGGGAGGACAAGGAGCGCGUGCUAAGAGUCGAGUUUUUGGGUUGUUGGCCGCAGAGGACGGAUGCACUGUAUGCGACCGAGGUGGAGGUGGAGGAGGCGUUGGCGGCGGACCCGACAUCCGGGUGGGAUUUGAAGAGGCGGGAGCGGCCGUUUUUGACGGCGGCGGUGACGGAUCCGGCGGAGAAGAUGCGAAGACAUAGGAGUAGCUUGGGAAGCAGUGUGGGGGAUGAGUCGCCCGGGUGGAGCUCACCGAGGGGCCAUGGUUCACCUAGGAGCUCGUUGGGAUUCGGUUCGCCGAGGUCGAGUUUGGGAGGGGAGUGGUCGUCUCCCGGGAGGAGAUCUGUAGGAAGCAGUUCUCAAGCAGUAGGGGGCUCAGAAAUUGGGCGCGACGUUUCACCCUGGGUACAAUGUGUUGCUGCUAUAAGAGCCGCGAAUGUUAGCCGCAAAUUGAACGGAGAAGAGAUUGAAUGA